GUGGAUUUAAAGACGGAUUUUGUUGAGUUUUCAGCUGAGUCAAAAACAAACUGUACACGGUGUCAUGGCUGCGUUAAAGUAUGCUGGGAUGGAGGAUACUGACAGUGAGGAUGAACUUCCUCCUGGCUGGGAAGAAAGAUCUACAAAGGAUGGCUGGGUUUAUUACGCCAAUCAUGAGGAGAUGAAGACUCAGUGGGAGCAUCCUAAAACCGGCAAGAAGAAGCGCUGUGCAGGAGAUCUGCCUUAUGGGUGGGAGCAGGAGAUGGAUAACAAGGGUCAACUGUUUUAUGUUGACCACAUCAAUAAGAGGAAGACGUACUUUGACCCUCGGCAGGCCUUCACUGUAGAGGAUGUGCAGGUGAAGCCUAAGCGCUAUGAUGGCAAUACUGCAGCGCUGGAGAUCCUUCAGGGUCGUGAUCUUUCUGACAAGGUCAUCAUUGUCACAGGGGCCAAUGCUGGUAUUGGUUUUGAGACGGCGAGGUCGUUUGCCCUUCAUGGUGCCCAUGUGAUCUUAGCCUGCCGAAACCCAGCUCGCAGCAGUAAAGCAGUUAACCAGAUCCUAGAGGAGUGGCACAAAGCUCGUGUUGAAGCCAUGACACUGGACUUGGCGUCAUUGAGAAGUGUCCGAGAGUUUGCAGAAGCCUUCAAAGCAAAGAAACUGCCCCUACACAUCCUGGUUUGUAAUGCAGCGGUGUUUACACAGCCAUGGAGUCUGACAGAGGAUGGGUUGGAGUCUACCUUCCAGAUCUGCCAUCUGGGCCACUUCUAUUUAGUGCAGCUGCUGCAGAAUGUGCUGCGGCGUUCGGCUCCUGCCCGCGUGGUUGUAGUGUCCUCCGAAUCGCACAGGUUCACGGAUCUGGUGGACUCUUGUGGAAAGGUGGAUCUGACUCUGCUCUCGCCCCCUCAGAGGAAGUACUGGUCCAUGCUGGCUUACAACAGGGCCAAGCUCUGCAACAUCCUUUUUUCCAAUGAGCUGCACCGUCGCCUCUCUCCUCAUGGGGUCACUUCCAACGCUGUGCACCCUGGGAACAUAAUGUAUACAUCCAUCCACCGCAACUGGUGGCUCAUGACCCUCCUUUUCUCUCUGGCACGCCCCUUCACCAAGUCCAUGCAACAGGGUGCAGCCACUACGGUGUACUGUGCAGUGGCUCCAGAGCUGGAAGGCCUGGGUGGGAUGUACUUCAACAACUGUUUCCGCUGUGUGCCGUCAAGUGAGGCCCAGGACCUGUCGAGUGCCCUCAGCCUGUGGGAGCUCAGCGAGAGGCUGGUGCAGGAGCGAUCCUGCGGCCCUCAGGCACUGUGACGCUAUAAUCCCUUCGCCCAGCAUGGCUUACCUGCUCAACCAUCACCACAACUGCUUGCUUCAUCACCAUGCAUGAGGACUGAGAUAAUAAAGAGCAAAAAAGAAAAGGUAUAGUAGGUAGAGAACGAGAAUUCAGUCGACUAGACUGAUGGAUAGAGAGAGAGAGAGAGAGAUUUGUACUGUUUGUCUUUUGUAAAUCCCAGGCCACACGGCUUUCUCAUCUUUUUCCUGCAAGGUGGUUCGAGCUACCUCUAGAACACUGUACACUGUUCUCUAAUCAACGACUAACACAACGUUGUUCUAGCUAGGGGUGGUGAAAAAUCAUGUAUUAAAGUGGAUCCUCUUUCGAGCACUCAACACAAAAAUUUCUCUAAAAUAUCAGGAUUGAAAAUUCAUUAUUGCCCAUCCAUAUGUCCAAAUCAACAUGAAUGAGUGAGUAAAUGCUGUACUCAAGGUGCAGAGACGAUGUAGAGGAAGCAUACGUAUGCUGUCUAUUUACAUAUCCAACCACUGAAAGAACUGGUUCAUGUAGAUACGCUGUACAUAAUUUACAUAGAAUGCUGUUCUAAUGUGUGUAAUGUUGCGGAAUAUUCUUCUGCUGCGUGACUCCAUCUGCCCAAAGACUCCAGAUCCAGUCUACAGUGAACUUGUACAAAAUUCUACAUUAAUGCUAAUUACAAUGAAGCAGCAUCUUUGAGGACAACAGGAGGGCCAGUGCUGGCUGAAGGGAAGAGUCUUGUAGUCUUAAGAAAUUUGAGGUGGAAACUUUCCUCUUCAGAUCCUUUUUCUUGUCCUUUUAGUUUUGCGAGUGUUUUGGAAGCAUUUUCCCUGUAAAAGGUGGUCUUGAUUUGCUGAUAAUCAACUUUAGAAGAAAGAAAAAUCAGCAGAAAAAGAGAAGCUGGCAAAGACUGAAGAAUGGCACCAGAUAUUUUUUCCCUCUCCGCUUUUCUCCCUCUUCUUUUUCCUUUCUUUGCAGGUUGACUAUUGUGCUUUGGGGCAGUUUUGGUGCCAUGGGUCAGUCUGAGCUAGAAGCAUUCCAGUGUUGUGGGACCUGUAAAGAGAAGAUUGGGGGGGGAGACACAAAUAAAGAUUACUUGCAAUUUGA
Neoarius graeffei (lesser salmon catfish) is the source of this 2408-nucleotide messenger RNA. It is a transcript of the gene wwox, whose product is annotated as WW domain containing oxidoreductase. The record is from RefSeq and is a predicted model, not a curated record. Gene Ontology annotation, molecular function: protein binding. The coding region runs from base 65 to 1303 and encodes 412 amino acids. Lineage: Eukaryota; Metazoa; Chordata; Actinopteri; Siluriformes; Ariidae. The transcript is spliced from 9 exons.